AUGUGGUUUUCCAUAUCGUGCUACCCGUCCAACACGCUAAGCCCGGCGCUGGAAGUACUUCACGUCAGCCCUCACCUCCAAGUGCCGCAAUUUUUCCACUCCCGGCGCUGCCAUUUGCCGGACUGCCAGUGCGAUGGACAGCAUUUCGUGGUGACGGGUAAAGUGCCGGAUGAUCCGGCAGAUGAGUGGACCGGUAGUCCCAGUCUUAUAGACCAACGCUGUCAAUGCAAACAAAAACGACUGGAAAAGGGGCGUCAGACUAGUGGCAGUCGAGUGGUGGUGAACAGCACCGGAGGGGUAUGGAUAUUCUGGUUGUCGAGUGCGCAGGGCUCGUAUGGCAGGCUUACGGGUGCCCUCAACUCGCAGCUAGAAGUCAGUCACUCAGUCAGUCUGCGCUACCAGUGCUCGGGUGUAGUGUGUGUACGGAUGAAAAGUGCCGCAAAUAUGAAUCCCACAGCGAUUAACGGACACAAUCACAGCCAUAAUAAGCCGGACAGUGGGGGCAGUGGUAGCAGUAAUGGCAGCUCCAGUGGUUUGUCGAAAUUAGGCUGCGCUUUGGCCACACAGUUACAACUGACCGCCGCUAAGACUAGCGGUACGUUAGCCUCACUCACACAUCGACUGUCCCGUCAGCCAAACGGCAACGGCAUCAUAGCCAUGGACGCCAAACUGGGUGGCGGUCUGUCCACACUUCCCACUAUAGCCGUACAAAAGAUACCGUUGAACCACAUGUCCCAAGAGGAACAGGACCUCAUCAUAGGAGACCAGUACCCCCUAACCAACGGCAAGGCUAACGGCCACAGCCACGGCCAUAAGCAACAGGAGUCGCACCGGAACGGCGUGAAUGGCCAUCACGUGAGAGCCAAUGGAAAGCCUAACGGUUGCGAAGCGAAUGGCGAUAAUCGCGAGAAUAACGGUCUGAUUGUCAAUAAGAGUCACCGCUUGGAUCCGUUGGGUCUGAAGCUCCCGCUGUCCCCAAAUGAAACCCUACGAUAUUACGGCUUAAGGAUGAAUGCCUACGAAAGGUCAGAAGUAAGCCAUUACCCGGAGGUCUGGUAUCUAGGACUGGAGGCCAACAAAAUCGAUGGCGACGAGAGUGCCCUACAAAACCAUGGCUACGACGACGACAAUGGGUCCUACAUUAAGUAG
Messenger RNA from Oppiella nova, 1149 nucleotides. NCBI's taxonomy places the organism in Eukaryota, Metazoa, Arthropoda, Arachnida, Sarcoptiformes, Oppiidae. The record is from the annotation of a GenBank genome assembly.